GAGCCGGUUUGGUAACAUUUGCUGAACCGAGAUUCGAGACUGCUAAUCUAGUAAUCUCCGGUAGUAAGCUCAAACGCUACUAAUGGAAACCCUGCAAAGUUGGAUUAAAUGCAUAAAACUGGUCUAAAUGAAUCCAAAACACAAGCUUAAACAAGCUGUAGAUUCUCUAUACCGACACAGUAAUGUCAACCCUGAAGCAUACACUCGUAUUGUUCUUGAUUGUGUUCGACUCAAUGACGCCCAUCAAGCCAAACGCUUACAAUCCCACAUGGACGACAAUCUGUACGAACCCACAACCACAUUUAUCCACAAUCGUCUCCUUGAUGUGUAUGCAAAUUCCGGGAAACUUUUGGAUGCACGUAACCUGUUCGAUAAAAUGCCACAAAGAGAUACAUUCACUUACAACGCAAUGUUAAAAGCUUAUUCGAAGAUGGGGUCUGCGGAUGACUUGCAGGGGUUGUUCAGAAGCAUCCCAUGUCGAGAUUCUGUUUCGUAUAACACGGUGAUUGCUGGUUUCGCGACAAAAGGUCGUGUGAAUGAGGCUUUGGAGGUGUUUGUUGAAAUGCAGAAGGAAGGAGUUGAGGUUACUGGGUAUAGUUAUGUGAGUGUAUUGAAUGCGUGUUCGCGGGUGUUGGAUUUGCGCCGUGGGAAGCAGGUUCAUGGAAAGAUUGUGGCUUGUGGUUUGGUGUUUAAUGGUUUUGUUUGCAAUGCUUUGACGGACUUGUAUGCUAAAUGUGGUGAGAUUGAUGCUGCGCGUUGGUUGUUUGAUCGGAUGCGUAACCAGAAUGUGGUUUCUUGGAAUUUAAUGAUUUCGGGUUAUAUGAAAAACGGGUUGCCAGAAAAGUCUAUAGAAUUGUUUUCUGAAAUGAAGUUGUCUGGUGUUAAACCGGAUGUGGUUACGAAUUCGAACGUUCUUGGUGCGUUUUUUCAAACGAGGCGAAUCCACGAGGCGCAAAAGCUUUUUGCAAAGAUUGAGAAAAAGGACACGAUUUCAUGGACAACAAUGAUUGUGGGUCAUGUCCAAAACGGAAAAGAAGAGGAUGCGUUAGUGUUGUUUAAUGAUAUGUUAACGGCGAGCGUUAAGCCAGACAAGUUUACAAUUUCGAGCGUGGUUAGUUCGUGCGCGCGAUUAGCUUCUUUGUUUUAUGGUCAAACAAUUCAUGGUAAAUCAGUCCACAUGGGAGUUGACAACGACACACUUGUGUCGAGUGCCCUUGUUGAUAUGUAUUCUAAAUGUGGUGAACCGACUGAAGCCCGGAAGAUUUUCGACACGAUACAUUCCAAAUCAACGGUUUCAUGGAAUUCCAUGAUUUUAGGGUAUGCGCAAAACGGAAAGGAUUUAGAGGCACUAACACUUUACGAAGAAAUGUUGAAUAAUGGUAUAAAGCCAGAUAGCAUUACCUUUGUUGGCGUUCUUUCUGCUUGUAUACAUGAAGGACUUACCGAAAGGGGAGAACAAUAUUUCCAUUCACUGACAAAACAACAUGGGAUCAUACCGACUUCAGAUCAUUACGCGUGUUUGAUCAAUCUUCUUGGUCGUUCAGGUUGUGUGGACAAAGCCGUUGAAACAAUAAAGGGUAUGCCUUACAAACCGGAUAGUCUCAUUUGGUCAACACUUUUGUCGGUUUGUAAACUUAACGGUGACAUUGAACAUGGAGAAAUGGCAGCAAAAGAACUCUUUGAGUUGGAACCGUAUAACGCUGAACCUUAUAUCACUCUUUCCAAUAUGUACGCUGCUAAUGGAAGAUGGAAAGAUGUGGCAGCCAUGAGAUCUAUUAUGAACAGUAACAAGAUUAAAAAGUUUGCGGCGUUUAGUUGGGUGGAAAUUGAUGGAAAAGUGCAUAAAUUUGUAUCGGAAGAUCGAGCUCAUCUGGAGUCAGAAGCCAUAUAUCGCGAAUUAAACCGGAUUAUAAGAAAGUUACUAAAAGCUGGAUUUACUCCAAAUAAGAACCUGGUAUUGCAUGAUGUCGGUGAUGAUGAAAAGCGUGAAUCGAUAUGUUAUCAUAGUGAGAAAUUAGCUCUUGCAUACGGGUUGAUGAAGAAACCUGAUGGAAGGCAACCUGUUAGGAUUUUAAAGAAUAUCAGAGUUUGUGGUGAUUGUCAUUUGUUUAUGAAGUUUGUUUCAAGAAUCAUUGGCCGCGCCAUCAUAUUGAGAGAUUCGAAUCGGUUUCAUCACUUUGUAGGAGGGUCUUGUUCAUGCAAGGACCUUUGGUGAUCCUCUGAGUGUUGAUCCUUUUAUCAAAUCUUGUUUCUUUUCAUGCAACAGUUGUUAAUGGUGUGCUUUUGGUUGAUCAAAGAGUAUGUCAUAGCUACAAAAUAUUCAUUAACAUAGCGUUAUACUUGUUAUUGUUUAGAUAAUCAUUUUUAGCA
Molecule: messenger RNA, 2370 nt
Organism: Helianthus annuus (common sunflower)
Lineage: Eukaryota; Viridiplantae; Streptophyta; Magnoliopsida; Asterales; Asteraceae
Product: pentatricopeptide repeat-containing protein At4g02750
Exons: 1
Coding region: 128-2215 (695 amino acids)
Biological process (GO): RNA modification
Molecular function (GO): RNA binding; protein binding; zinc ion binding
Source: RefSeq, a predicted model, not a curated record